Acanthisitta chloris (rifleman) is the source of this 1212-nucleotide messenger RNA. Its product is annotated as tumor necrosis factor receptor superfamily member 6-like. Gene Ontology annotation, cellular component: plasma membrane; cell surface. The transcript has 9 exons. Gene Ontology annotation, biological process: TRAIL-activated apoptotic signaling pathway; apoptotic process; positive regulation of apoptotic process. The annotation marks the transcript as partial. Gene Ontology annotation, molecular function: protein binding; transmembrane signaling receptor activity. The record is from RefSeq and is a predicted model, not a curated record. NCBI's taxonomy places the organism in Eukaryota, Metazoa, Chordata, Aves, Passeriformes, Acanthisittidae.
GUUGUGCUGCUGACAAUGCCUGGAACCCAAGCAGAGACCUGCGAGAAGUGGGAGUACUUCCACGAGGGUCGCUGCUGUGUAUCCUGUCCAGCAGGUACUUCUGUUACUCAGCACUGCCGUGCUCAACAUACGAGAGGAAAAUGUGACCUUUGCAAGGAAGGAGAGAGUUUUACUGCCCAUGAGAAUGGCUUGGAAGGGUGCUUGCCAUGCAGACAGUGCAAAGAUGAUCAGAUAACUUUGAGGCCCUGUACUCUGACGAGUAAUACUGAAUGCCAGUGCAAACAAGGGUAUUUCUGCCCAGACGAGGGCUGCGAAAUAUGUCAGAGAGACAGUAAAAUGUAUCCAGAAGGGAAAGAAAUCGUACCGAAUUGCAAUGCCACUACAGGCCUAGGAUGUGACUUACCUGAUCAAGGAAUCACAGCUUCUGCUUGGGUUAGCAUGAUUAUUGUGCCCAUUGUUUGUGUUUUGCUGGUUUUUGUAUGUAAAAAAUGGAACUCUAAAAAAGCUGCUUCAACUGAUAAAGAUGUAGAGAAAGGCCUGAAUUCUGAGGGCAGUACUGAAAGCCUCAUUUUGCCAGAAGUGGAGACACCUGCAAAUAAUGAAAUGAACUCAGUGUGUGAGAACUCUGGUGAGAGCCCAGGAGAUGAAGCACAAACCGAUGCUAACUUGGAAGUAAAAAACACCUCACCAGAGAACAAUAGUGCACCUUUGGAGCAAGGCACUGUCCUGCAUGGGGGCUGGAAGCGCCACGUGCCACAGUGCUUGAAGAGGAUUGCUGAGUCUUCACUACCAGCAAGACCUAGGCAGAAUUGUACUUUUCAUGCCCUGACUAAUGCACCAAGUAGUAGAACACCAGCAAAUCGUAUGGUACAAGAACCAAGGCAUCAAAUAAUCAUUAAAGAUCUUUCUCAAAGAGAACUGAGAGAGACCUUCGAGACCUUUAUAAAGGAAGUACCACCAAAAAAGUGGAAGCAGUUUAUGAGAACUCAUCUGCAGGAAAAUGAUAUUUAUAAAAUUAGGUAUAACUUUCCUUAUGAUAUAGAAGAGCAGUCGUAUCAGAUGCUUCUCCUCUGGAGAAACACACUGGGAGAGAAACAAUGUAUUAGUAAGUUACUGGAUGAGUUGAGGCGUAUAGAUACUAAGGCUUAUGAUAAUGUAUUGAACACUUUAAAAAGUAAUAACAUUAUAAGUAAAGUAGAAGCUGCAGAUUAA